Molecule: messenger RNA, 828 nt
Organism: Arabidopsis arenosa
Lineage: Eukaryota; Viridiplantae; Streptophyta; Magnoliopsida; Brassicales; Brassicaceae
Source: the annotation of a GenBank genome assembly
AAUGGAAUUGUUGUGCUUCAGGUCUUCAAGUGCUCAAAAUGGGAUGCGAGAGAACAUGAGUUUUUCGGAUAACACAAGGAACCCACAAAUUCUUGAAGUGACUCCGUUGAACAGUUUGCCUUACAUCGGUCCAGUAACUCAUGCAUCUAUGUCGAGUGGCAGGAUGAAUGAGAAUGUAGAGAAAGUCGGAGGGCCAGCGAUGAUAUUUCUGCCUUCUGAAUCAAGUUCAGAGUUUUCUAACCUUAUCAGUCAAACGAAAACCGGAGUUGCUCUAACGGGAAGUGCAGCCAUGGGGAAGAUUGGACCAACGAUUGGUUUGGUUGAUAUUGCUGAAUGUGAAGACUCAUACUACUUUCGUGUUUCAUUGCCUGGCGUGUCAAGGGAUGAGAAGGACUUCAGCUGCGAAAUAGAACCAGACGGAAGGAUUCUAAUAAAGGGAGCAACAACGACGGGGGAACAGACAGUUUGCAAACACAAUCAGAUCUUCAAAAUGCUAACACAGAACUUAUGCCCACCAGGCCACUUCACCAUCAACUUUCAGCUUCCGGGUCCUGUGAGCAAUGAAGAAUUCAACGGUAACUUUGGGUCAGAUGGUGUACUUGAGGGCGUAGUGAAGAAGCUGUACUACGAAGACUGAACAGAACAACAAAUGGAGAUGGAUUUGUUGAGUUUUAAAGUAAGCUAGAAUCAUUGCAGCUUAUGUAGGAUUUUCUUUUGGUUGUAAGCUACAUUGCCAUCAGAAAGAUUGGUUAUUAAGUUUAUGUUGCUUUGUAACAACUUAACUAUUUGAUACUUAAUAUGCCUGAUGAAAAAAGAAUUGGAGAUAAU